Molecule: messenger RNA, 3674 nt
Organism: Macrobrachium nipponense
Lineage: Eukaryota; Metazoa; Arthropoda; Malacostraca; Decapoda; Palaemonidae
Product: lachesin-like
Exons: 10
Coding region: 1282-2604 (440 amino acids)
Cellular component (GO): neuron projection
Source: RefSeq, a predicted model, not a curated record
GAGAGUGAACGCUCCUUGCGAACUCUUUCCCGCUCCACGUGUAGCCAGCCGACCGCCACCAGCCGGUCUUACCGGGAAACUUCGACGAAGCCAAACCUUUGCGAAACGAAUCUUCUCGGCGCUGAUCUUGGUGUACUGAUACGUCUGAAGUCCUUCAUGGUUCUGUUCAUGACGACCGUUCAGUUCGAAAUGGAAAAUGAUAAGAAAUGAGGCGGUGUUGAUGCUUUUCUUGCACCAGGAAGGAAGAUGUAGCGUUAAUGUAACUAGUUUAGUCAUCGUAGCUUGAUUCUGAUCAAUUUUUUAUAGUAGUUUUGUUUAUACAGUGAUUGAAACAAUGCUAACUUGAAAAACAAGAACUGGAGGCAACGACAUGCCCCUUUUGAUUUCAUCUUGGCGGAAUAAUAAGCAUCCAAUAAAUGCAAAUAUCAAGAACAACAGAUUCCCAAACUAAAAGUGAAUUAAAGUGGAAACAAAAUCGUGCUAACAGUUGCUAGAAGUCUUUUCAUAAAGUUAUCUGGAAAUAAACUGAACUUUGAUCAUGAUCAUGAGUGGCCUUUAGGGUCACAACCAGAUUAAACCAGUGUGACCCAGUUUUGUUGCUUUCACUGAAACACGCUUCCGUCAAUCGGGUGUUACGCGUUAAAAUGGACCGACCUGUUGCAAAAUUAUUUUUUUCUGUGGUGAGUAUGAGAGGCAAAUUACCCGCAGGUAUUUGGAAGGAGGUUUUAUUAUUCUCAUCUUGACAUUUUGCAGCCGACAGAUUUUAUCGCUCCAGAAAUUAGGCUAAUUAGCGUUUUCUUGAAGCAGAAGAUCUCUGCGAGAGACAAAUAAGCGACUUCCACAUUAAAUGCCCAUUUCUUUUUUAGUCUUAUGUUUUUGAUGACGCAGGACGAAAACUUCAUACUUUUUGAUGAAACGAAAAACUGAAAAUACCGCAAAUUGUACAACUGGCGCUUCUGCUUAUAAACAGUCAUCUAUAGUAAACUUAAAAUGAAAGCCUAGAGCAAUAUCACUUUAGCAUUUGGUUAGAAAAAUAGGUCAAAGGAAUUGAAAGAAGGCCGCGUCCCCAAUAUACAGAAAGAAAUAAAAAGUUUGAUAAGCAAGAAAUUCACGGCCAACCGCAAAACAAAGCUUUCAUUGAACAUAGAUAAAAAAAAAAAAAAGCGUAAGAACCGUCUUCCUUAUUUUGGUCUUCCUACUCCAAAGAGAAAGAUAAAUAGCCAAAGGGAAAAGAGGUAGAGAGAUACGGAAAAGAAAGAAGAAACAGAGAGAGAAAAAAAGAUGGGCAAACCUCCAAAAUCAAGUUCCCCGCCGCUGGCGAGAAAGAUUCCAAUGAACUGCUGCUGUUGCUGCUCCUCUUCUUCAUCGAGGUCUAACGUCACCAUCGGUAGCAAGGUUCUCCUGUCGCUUCACUUCACUUUCCUGCUCCUCUUCUCAGGUUUAACGUCAGCUCAAGCCCAAAUGGCAAGAUUCAGCGGAAAAAUUGGCAAUGUGACAGUAACAGCAGGCCGAGAUGCUUCCCUUUCCUGUACGGUUGAGAACCUUGGGGACCACAAGGUGGGCUGGAUCCACCUGAAGCGGCAGAUGAUCGUGGCUGUCCACACUCGCAUGAUCUCGCGCAUCUCUCGCUAUAGCGUCACCCAUGAUUCGCACAAGACGUGGACGCUGCACAUCACUGGUGUGACGGAAGAAGAUGGUGGGUAUUACAUGUGUCAGAUCAACACGGAUCCUGCCACUUCCCAAGUUGGCCUCCUUCAGGUCGUAGUUCCACCAAACAUCGUCGACGAGGACAGUAGUAAGAGCGAGAUCCAGGUUCGGGAGAAGGCGGACGUGAGUCUGAAGUGCUCAGCGGAGGGAUCUCCUGAACCUCGCAUCAUGUGGAAGAGGGAAGAUGGUGCCAUGAUUGUGACUAACACCAGGAGUCCAGAGCCCAUUCAUGAUGGUCCUACACUAGUCCUGAAGGAAGUAAGUCGGACACAAAUGGGACAUUACCUUUGUAUAGCUUCCAACGGGGUUCCUCCCUCAGUUAGCAAACGCAUUACUCUACAUGUGCAGUUUCCGCCUCAAAUUCAUGUCCCAAACCAACUGGUUGGAGUCCCUAUUGGAAACAAUGUCACGAUAGAGUGUUUCAUCGAAGCAUACCCAAAGGCUAUAACUUACUGGGUGAAAAAGGACAUGAUGUUACUGAAUUCAGAUAAGUACCAUGCAGAAAUAAUCGAGGACUUCUACAUGAUCCACAUGCAGCUUACUAUCUACAACUUCUCUCGGAAUGAUAACACGACCUACAAGUGUGUCGCCAAGAACUCCUUAGGAGAGACAGAGGGCGACAUCAAAUUAAACGAAAUCUACAUGCCACCCAAAGCUAAAGAAAUACGAAGUGAAAAUUCCAAAACUGAAGAUGACGAAGUGAUUGCCCAUCACGAUGAACAUAGGGUGGUCGAUCCCGCCAGGGGGGGUCACCUCUACAGGUCCUCCAACGCAGGGCCACAACCAUCGCACCCUGAAACCCAUGAUCUUAAUGGCGCCCUGCAUGUGACUGUAUUGUUCAUAAAUCCACUUCCGUUACUGCUCAUCUGCUUCGGAAUACAGUUUCUUUCCUGCUGAUAAAAUAGAAGACCAAAAUUACUCUCUUCUCUAGGAAUUGUGAUCUUUAUAUUUUAGGGAAAGAAUGUAGCGUUUGGAGCGCUUAGUGCUGCUACACCAGUUACUGAUUUUAUCUUGUAAAAUGCUGGCAUCGACUUCUGCUUAUUUGUCCUUCCACAUCAAGUGAAAUAUGAAUAACCCAUCGUCAGUCAUUAAUAACUAUAAUUUUCUAUCGCUAGUUACCAGAGGUAGCAGUUAGCUUUUCAUCUGUAGGAUUUUCACACACACGCGAUAUGUACAUUUUACCCUUCUCAUCGUGUGACGUGAAGGACCUGAAAAUGAAGUAAGCAUUGUUAAUGGGAAAGCGGAACAGCACCUUCUGAUAAACGGUACUCAGCGAAAAGACUGCAGUCUGACCAAGUCAUUACUUGUAUAUACACAUGUAGACUACUUCACACGCAUACAUUUGUUUGUUUAUAAGCUUAUGUAUGUGUUUAUGACCAAAACUGCAGUAUGGAAAGGCUAAAAGUCAGACGGAUUCAGGAUGAAAGAAGAAGCAGAUUUAGUAGAUGCAGAAUAGACUACCUCCAUGUAACCUCACAGGAAAUAACCUAGUUCUAGAUUUCAACUUUUCCAAGCUUUUAAAAGUAAGUGAACAUUUAUAUCAAAGGUUUUGGGUUAGAUCAUUAUUUUAUCUUUCAUAUAAUUGUAAUCGCAUUUUCUUCAUGUCACUGUUGUUUACAAACAGGUUUCUUACCUAUAUUUCUGCGACAAUAAUCUCUCUCUCUCUCUCUCUCUCUCUCUCUCUCUCUCUCUCUCUCUCUCUCUCUCUCAUACAUACAUACAGGUCAGUCGAUCAGGUAGUGAAAACUUCAGUUUCCUAAUCUCAUAUUUUUAUUAGACAAAAAAAAUGGGAGAUUGAUUUAUACAGUGAUAGUUACUGAUGAAAGGCCUCUAUAAAAGCAGUAUCAAGGUAUAAUGCUGCAUUAAAACGCUGCUCUUCUCUCUAUAUAUGGGGAUCUAUUUAUUUAUAUAUAUUAAACAAUAACUGUAUCUUUUCACAUAUGUAUAUAUUUAUUAGCAAAAUCCAU